GAAAUCCAAAGAUGAACAGGUGUAGAUCGAUACUUUUGAACAUUAAUGUAUGUCAUACUAAUGUAAAUCUUGGAAGCCAAUAAAUAACUAUUACCGUCGUGAGUUUUUAAAAAAAAAAUUCGUUCAUUUCUUUCGGAGAUUCGGCACAUCAGCAACUGCUCGAUUCACACUAAACCUACAGUUGACCGUGCUAAUCGUAACAAUAAUAAGGAUUAGGAUGAUAAGGAUGGUCAAUUUUGACACAUUGCUCCUUUAAAUGUGAGACCACCUGCUCCUCUGGCGUCAGCAUCAUCCGCAGGCGGCACGGUGGGGAUCGAUACGGCAGUGAAAUGUUCAAAGUGGGAUAUUUUUGGAAGACCUCAGCAGGCACCGGAGGAGAGAGACCGUCACCGAGCUGACUGGCUCGACGAGAGACGAGUACACAACCCGGUAAUAGUCAAGGAGGGACCCUUAGGCCCAGGUGCUAGAAACCUGUCCAGACUGGAGGGCUGCAUGGGGGACGUGAAUGCCAUAGUGACCUCAAAACAGCCUUAACUCUAAAUCUCUACACUCUGGUCCCUCAAUCGGCAGCAGGAAGUAAAAACUGCGGCCCUCUUGAAGAAGGUAGUCCCAUGGAAUCUCAACUGCUGGAGGACAGCUUUACUUCUGAACCACAGGCAUAGCCAGAAAUGUUCACCUUUUAUCCCUGAAUAAUCGCUGCUAUGGCUUUUUGUAAUGAAAGCUUCAUGGAGGAGUGUAACUGCAUGGACCCGAACAGCGUAGAGGAAACGUCAGAAAGCCUCCCAUCAGAAGCUACGACUCCUCUCAUAUCAGUCACUCUGCGUGUGACCCUGGCAGCCAUAAUGAUCUUUAUGAUUACUAUCGGUUUCCUCGGCAAUGCGAUCGUGUGUCUGAUUGUUUACCAGAAACCUGCCAUGCGUUCUGCUAUCAAUCUCCUGCUUGCCACUCUGGCCUUUUCAGACAUCAUGCUCUCUCUGCUCUGCAUGCCCUUCACUGCAGUCACCGUGGCCACUGCAGACUGGAGCUUUGGGAGCGGUUUCUGCCGCGCCUCCAUCAUGCUGUACUGGCUGUUCGUCCUGGAGGGGGUGUCCAUCCUCCUCAUUAUCAGCGUGGACCGUUUCCUGAUCAUUGUGCAGCGGCAGGACAAACUGACCCCGCACAGAGCUAAACUGUUGAUCGCAGGUUCUUGGGUGCUGAGCCUGUGUGUGUCAUUGCCGUCAGUGGUUGGGUGGAGGGCGGGCGCGGCAGGUAUCGGGGGCGCCUGGGCACCGCAGUGCGUGCUGGGAUACAGCGAGUCCCUGGCAGACCGUGGAUACACAGUCCUGUUGGCUGUAGCGGUUUUCUUUGUGCCAUUUACUGUCAUGCUGUACUCUUACAUGUGCAUCCUCAACACGGUGCGCCGCAACACCCUGCGCAUCCACAACCACACCACCGAGCAUUCCUGUCUGCCAGCCCUAAACCAAGUCAGCAAAAUGAGACUUACCGGACUGCAGCGGCCGCCUCAGGUCAAGGUGGACAUGAGCUUCAAAACCCGAGCCUUCACCACCAUCCUCAUCCUCUUUGUUGGUUUCUCAGUGUGCUGGCUCCCUCACACCAUCGUCAGCCUGCUGGCCGUGUUCAGCCGGCAGUUCUACUACAGCUCAGUCUUCUACCCCAUCAGCAUAGGCGCUCUGUGGCUCAGCUACCUGAAGACGGUCUUCAACCCCGUCAUCUACUGCUGGAGGAUCAGGAAGUUCAGGGAGGCCUGUCAGGAGUUCAUUCCGAAAAGCUGCAGACUGUGUCCCAGAGUGCCGGGCAGGAGCCACAGAAGAGUGAGGCCCAGCAAUAUCUAUGUUUGCAGUGAGACGCAGUCAGCUGUGUGACACAGGGAGGAAACCCAAUGCAGUCUAAUGUUUUUAACUUUUUGAUAAGCUAUGGGAUGUUACUGAAGUUCCCUUUAAAGUAAUAAAGUUCUUGUGAACAAAUAAAUGUUACCACAAGAACAAAUUGGUUUUAACUUUAUUGAAACUGGAGCAUUUACAGUCCCAUGACUCCCUCCUUUUGGGGAAGGUCAUGUGAAAAUCACAAUUGCUGACAACUGAACUGAUCUGGUGGGGACAAUCAUUUGUCUGCUGUUUUAAUAAAUAAAGUCAAAGUGUUCAUUCAGCUUCAUGGCCACGCAAGCUUCUGAAACAUACUGACAUUUAAAAAAACAUUUUUAUAUCUUCCAUUUCUGCUUUAUUUUUCUGUUUCCUGUGCUGUCCCUGAGCUGUCAUUUUGUUGUUUCAUUAGUCUGAAGCUGUACCGUUGAUAAUAAUUAUGUUGUCAGUUAUGUGCUAAGAUUCAGAAAAACAAAAACAAAUUACAGUAUUGAUGUUUGGUGAUGUUCUCAGAUGAAAGUCAGACCACUGUUAAAAAGUGUUUGAUGAAAUUUGUGUAGAAACACAGCCCUCUGUCAGCUGGUUCAUGACUCUUAAUGUUUCUGUUAUAGAGGAAUGAGUGUUAACUGCAUUAUCAUGUCACAUAAGAUAUGUAAAUAAAUAUAGUUUUGGAUUAAAGUUUCUUUGACUCUCUUCCUCUCUAACGAUAAAACAUGUAGAACGAGUAAGCUCAUUGCAUUAAAAGAGCAAGCCCUGCACAAGGGCAUUAUUUGUAAAGGGCCACAACAGUGGUAUAGUUUUUUUUUUAUGUCAUCCCUGUGUACCACCCCGGUGGAUUACGCAAGUCAAGUGCAGACUUUCAGCUUGACUGCUGAUGGAGGUAGCAGGAUUAAUUGUGAAGUAAACAGAACUAUACACUCUGCUGCAAAACUUAACAUACAGAUCAAAUGCAUAAUGAACUAAAGCAUACUGCAAUUCAAAUGUUUCCCAUGGCAAAGAAAUAGGAUAUUCUUCAAGUCAGUCAACUGAUCUCAACCUACCAGAGCAUGCUUUAGGAUUAUGAAAUGCAAAAAAAAGUAUUUUCAUCCAAGAAUUAAAAAUAAGAUCCAAAUGAGCCAAAAACAAAAACAGAACCAAACAAACCCAAAAAAUAAUGAUGCUCAUCAAGGUUAUU
Messenger RNA from Haplochromis burtoni (Burton's mouthbrooder), 3033 nucleotides. It is a transcript of the gene gpr45, whose product is annotated as G protein-coupled receptor 45. The record is from RefSeq and is a predicted model, not a curated record. Gene Ontology annotation, biological process: G protein-coupled receptor signaling pathway. NCBI's taxonomy places the organism in Eukaryota, Metazoa, Chordata, Actinopteri, Cichliformes, Cichlidae. Gene Ontology annotation, cellular component: membrane. The transcript has 3 exons. Bases 702 to 1862 code for a protein of 386 amino acids. Gene Ontology annotation, molecular function: G protein-coupled receptor activity.